Molecule: messenger RNA, 2530 nt
Organism: Propithecus coquereli (Coquerel's sifaka)
Lineage: Eukaryota; Metazoa; Chordata; Mammalia; Primates; Indriidae
Gene: AASDH
Product: aminoadipate-semialdehyde dehydrogenase
Exons: 11
Coding region: 1-2424 (807 amino acids)
Biological process (GO): amino acid activation for nonribosomal peptide biosynthetic process
Molecular function (GO): protein binding
Source: RefSeq, a predicted model, not a curated record
AUGGGUCUUGUAAAUCACGUUUUUACUGGAGACAAUUUGAAGAAAUUAUAUGUUUCAAAUCUUGGAAUUGGACACACGAGGUAUGCCACUACAGGAAAAUGUGAAUUAGAAAAUUGUCAGCCCUUUGUUGUUGAAACACUUCAUGGGAAAAUAGCUGUGGCACAUAAUGGCGAAUUGGUAAAUGCUGCUCGAUUAAGGAAAAAGGCAGAUGAAGAAAUUAGACUCUGCUACCUGUUUGAUAUUUUAGUAGUGGCCAAUAUGAAGUGUAUUAUACUGAUACUUUUUGACAUCACACAAGAAGAUGUUUUGUUUCUGGCUUCACCUCUGACCUUUGAUCCUUCUGUCGUGGAAAUAUUCCUUGCUCUAUCAAGUGGUGCCUCCCUGCUUAUUGUACCAACUUCUGUCAAAAUGCUCCCAUCAAAAUUAGCUGCUGUUCUCUUUUCCCAUCACAGAGUGACUGUUUUGCAGAUUCUUGGUGGCAGAAACAGAGUGUGUUUUCUUGAUGAUGAAGUGACAGUACCGCUUGGCACAAUGCGAGCCACAGGAGACUUUGUGACUGUGAAAGAUGGAGAGAUGUUUUUCUUGGGACGAAAGGACAGUCAGAUCAAACGUCAUGGCAAACGUCUUAACAUUGAACUUGUGCAACAGGUUGCUGAAGAACUUCAGUACGUGGAGUCUUGUGCAGUUACGUGGUAUAAUCAGGAAAAAUUAAUUCUCUUCAUGGUGUCCAAAGAUAAUUUAGUAAAGGAUUACAUCUUCAAAGAACUGCAGAGACAUCUUCCAAGUCAUGCAAUCCCAGAUGAACUUGUUUUGAUUGAUGUUCUACCAUUUACAUCUCAUGGUAAAUGUGAAAUGCCUGUACAACUGGGAUUUCCACUGCUUGGAACAGUAGUUGAAGUCAGAGAUACUAAUGGUUUCACAAUUCAAGAAGGCACUGGCCAAUCUGUCCUGAGUCUCCCAGAAGAUCUUUUGAAGGUUCCUGACGAAUCACUCUUCUUAAAUAGUGGUGGCGACUCCUUGAAGUCCAUACGACUCCUCAGUGAGAUCGAAAAACUCAUUGGUACCUCAGUACCCGGGCUUCUGGAAAUGAUCCUCAGCAGUUCCAUUUUGGAGAUUUACAAUCACAUCCUUCUCACACUGUUUCCAGAUGAAGACCUGACAUUCAGCAGGAGUUGUGCCACAAAAAGGAAACUCAGCGACAUCAAUCAAGAGGAAGCUGGUGGAAAAUCUUCACAUCAGAAAUCUACCAUGACUUUAAAUUGCAACAGUGAGAUGAAGGCUUUUGUUGCACUCAGCAGAGGGAGUCGAAUUUUGUCUCUGAAUACUACUAUGUCUUUAACUAAGUUAGGGCACUUCCCUUCAGUCUGUUCUUCUGACUUAACGUCACAGACUAACAUUCAAAAUCUGAAAAGCUUAAGUCCUCCAGCUCUUACUGGGAAGUCAGAAAAUCCAUCCUUUGUUGCAAAAGUUUCUAAAGAGGGGAAACCUGUGACAGAGGCUGAGAAAAUGGAGUUAUGCGUGAGGUGGAGGUCAGACACAGGCAAAUGUGUAGACGCUUCACCGCUAGUCGUAACACCAGCUUUUGAUAAGUCAUCCACAACCGUGUACAUUGGUUCCCAUUCUCACAGAAUGAAGGCCAUCGACCUUCACUCGGGGAAGGUGAAAUGGGAACAGAUUUUGGGAGAUCGAAUUGAAUCCUCAGCAUGUGUAUCUAAGUGUGGAAAUUUUAUUAUAGUGGGCUGUUAUGACGGAUUAGUAUAUGUUCUGAAAAGUAAUACUGGAGAAAAAUACUGGAUAUUUACUACUGAGGAUGCUGUCAAAAGCUCAGCGACCAUGGAUCCAACCACAGGGCUCUUGUACAUUGGAUCUCAUGACCAGCAUGCGUAUGCUUUAGAUAUUUAUGCUACUGGGAACAGAAUUUGGAAACAUUCCUGUGGAAAACCACUCUUCUCUUCUCCACAGUGUUGCUCGCAGUAUGUUUGUAUUGGCUGUGUAGAUGGGAACUUACUCUGCUUUACUCACUGGGGAGAACAGGUUUGGCAGUUUUCUACCAGUGGACCAAUCUUUUCAUCCCCAUGUACCUCAGCAUCAGAGCAAGACGUAUUUUUUGGUUCCCAUGAUUGCUUUAUCUACUGUUGUAACAUGGAAGGUCACCUCCAAUGGAAAUUUGAAACUACUUCAAGGGUGUAUGCAACACCGUUUGUUUUCCAUAACCAAAGUCAGAGCAAUGAAAUGUUGCUGGCAGCAGCAUCUACAGAUGGGAAACUGUGGGUCUUGGAUUCUCAGACUGGACAACUGCAAAGUGUAUAUGAACUUCCUGGCGAAGUCUUCUCUUCUCCUGUGGUCUGGGAAUCAAUGCUCAUUAUUGGGUGUAGAAAUAAUUACGUUUAUUGUCUGGAUUUAUUGGGUGGCAAUAAAAAAUAAUCAGGAACAGUCCUUUUAAUGUAUAUCUGUGAGACACUUGAAAAUAUUUUACCAUUGUAGAGCAUGUAGAUAGUCUUAUAUUAAAGAUUAUAAUUUGAUUAAGAAA